Molecule: messenger RNA, 2949 nt
Organism: Phodopus roborovskii (desert hamster)
Lineage: Eukaryota; Metazoa; Chordata; Mammalia; Rodentia; Cricetidae
Gene: Kcnb1
Product: potassium voltage-gated channel subfamily B member 1
Exons: 3
Coding region: 331-2904 (857 amino acids)
Biological process (GO): potassium ion transmembrane transport; protein homooligomerization
Cellular component (GO): membrane; voltage-gated potassium channel complex
Molecular function (GO): delayed rectifier potassium channel activity; protein binding
Source: RefSeq, a predicted model, not a curated record
GGACUCCGCGCCCCUCCUGCGCUAGGGUGAGGGGCGCACAGGGAGGUGUAGACCCCGCUGGCUUGGUUCCUUCGACCCUCACCUGGUCUCGGGAGCGACCUCGAGUCCUGAUGUUGUGAGGAGUGGGGUCGCCCCAGGACAGGGUUGCCUGGUGACCUCCGACAGCCGUCGGGAUGGAGGUGAGACGGCAGCGGUGACGCCCGCCCUCGCGCACCUCUGCACCGCAGCAGCCCGCAGCGCUCCCCGCCCCCCGCCCCCGCGGCAGCGGGCCUUGCCGUCGAGUGACAGCGGCCUGGGGGGGCAGGGGGGGCGGGGGCGGCCGGACCAGCGAUGCCGGCGGGCAUGACGAAGCAUGGCUCGCGCUCCACCAGCUCGCUGCCGCCGGAGCCCAUGGAGAUCGUGCGCAGCAAGGCGUGUUCACGCAGGGUGCGCCUCAACGUCGGGGGCCUGGCACACGAGGUGCUGUGGCGCACUCUGGACCGCCUGCCCCGCACGCGGCUGGGCAAGCUCCGGGACUGCAACACGCACGACUCUCUGCUCCAGGUGUGCGACGACUACAGCCUAGAGGACAACGAGUACUUCUUUGACCGCCACCCGGGCGCCUUUACCUCCAUUCUCAAUUUCUACCGCACGGGCCGGCUGCACAUGAUGGAGGAGAUGUGCGCGCUGAGCUUCAGCCAGGAGCUGGACUACUGGGGCAUCGAUGAGAUCUACCUGGAGUCCUGCUGUCAGGCCCGUUACCACCAGAAGAAGGAGCAGAUGAAUGAGGAGCUGAAGCGCGAGGCCGAGACACUGCGGGAGCGGGAGGGCGAGGAGUUCGACAACACGUGCUGCGCGGAGAAGAGGAAGAAACUCUGGGACCUCCUGGAGAAGCCCAACUCAUCGGUAGCCGCCAAGAUCCUGGCCAUCAUCUCCAUCAUGUUCAUCGUCCUCUCCACCAUCGCCCUGUCACUCAACACGCUGCCUGAGCUGCAGAGCCUGGAUGAGUUCGGCCAGAGCACGGAUAACCCACAGCUGGCACACGUAGAAGCAGUGUGCAUUGCAUGGUUCACCAUGGAGUACUUGCUGAGGUUCCUGUCCUCACCCAAGAAGUGGAAGUUUUUUAAGGGUCCUCUCAACGCCAUUGACUUACUGGCCAUCCUGCCCUACUAUGUCACCAUCUUCCUCACAGAAUCCAACAAGAGCGUGCUGCAGUUCCAGAACGUGCGCCGAGUGGUCCAGAUCUUUCGCAUCAUGCGCAUCCUGCGCAUCCUGAAGCUGGCCCGCCACUCCACCGGCCUGCAGUCCCUGGGUUUCACGCUCCGCAGGAGCUACAACGAGCUGGGCUUGCUCAUCCUCUUUCUUGCCAUGGGCAUCAUGAUCUUCUCCAGCUUGGUCUUCUUUGCCGAGAAGGAUGAGGAUGACACCAAGUUCAAAAGCAUCCCUGCUUCUUUCUGGUGGGCCACUAUCACCAUGACAACCGUUGGGUAUGGAGACAUCUAUCCUAAGACCCUCCUAGGGAAAAUUGUGGGUGGUCUCUGCUGCAUCGCCGGGGUCCUAGUGAUCGCUCUUCCCAUUCCCAUUAUUGUCAAUAACUUCUCAGAGUUCUAUAAGGAGCAGAAGCGGCAGGAGAAAGCCAUCAAGCGGAGAGAGGCUCUGGAGAGAGCCAAGAGGAAUGGCAGCAUCGUGUCCAUGAAUAUGAAGGAUGCCUUCGCCCGGAGCAUCGAGAUGAUGGACAUUGUGGUUGAGAAAAAUGGAGAGAACAUGGCUAAGAAGGAUAAAGUGCAGGAUAACCACCUGUCUCCUAACAAGUGGAAAUGGACCAAGAGAGCACUAUCUGAGACCAGCUCCAGCAAGUCCUUUGAAACCAAGGAGCAGGGGUCCCCUGAGAAGGCCAGAUCAUCUUCUAGUCCUCAGCACCUGAACGUCCAGCAGUUGGAAGACAUGUACAACAAGAUGGCCAAGACACAGUCCCAACCCAUCCUCAAUACCAAGGAGAUGGCACCACAGAGCCAGCCAAAGGAAGAACUGGAUAUGGGAAGCAUGCCCAGCCCUGUGGCCCCUCUGCCCACACGCACAGAAGGCGUCAUCGACAUGCGAAGCAUGUCCAGCAUUGACAGCUUUAUCAGCUGUGCCACGGACUUCCCUGAAGCCACCAGAUUCUCCCACAGCCCUCUGGCAUCCCUGUCCAGCAAGGCUGGGGGCAGCACAGCUCCAGAGGUCGGCUGGCGGGGGGCUCUGGGUGCCACUGGUGGGAGACUCAUUGAGGCCAAUCCCACUCCUGAGGCUGGCCACUCUGGUUUCUUUGUUGAGAGCCCCAGGAGUUCCAUGAAGACCAGCAACCCCAUGAAGCUCCGGGCACUCAAGGUCAACUUCAUGGAGGGCGAUCCCAGCCCGCUGCUGCCCUCUCUGGGUAUGUACCACGAUCCUCUUAGGAACAGAGGAGGCGCGGCAGCUGCCGUCGCAGGACUGGAGUGCGCCUCACUCUUGGACAAGCCUGUGCUGAGCCCAGAGUCCUCCAUCUACACCACAGCAAGUGCCAGAACACCCCCUCGCUCCCCUGAGAAACACACAGCAAUAGCAUUCAACUUUGAGGCGGGCGUCCACCAGUACAUAGACACGGACACGGACGAUGAGGGUCAGCCACUCUACAGCGUGGACUCCAGUCCUCCCAAGAGUCUCCAUGGGAGCACCAGCCCCAAGUUCAGCAUUGGAACUAGAACGGAGAAGAACCACUUUGAAAGCUCCCCCCUGCCCACCUCCCCUAAGUUCUUAAGGCCGAACUGUGUCUACUCCUCAGAAGGGUUGACUGGGAAAGGUCCCGGAGCUCAAGAAAAGUGUAAGCUGGAGAACCACACCUCCCCCGACGUGCACAUGCUGCCCGGAGGAGGAGCACAUGGGAGCACUCGUGAUCAGAGCAUCUGAGCUGUCCACUGCAGAGGGGAGUUUGCAGGAGAAAUCAAGGAGGAG